Messenger RNA from Dentiscutata heterogama, 407 nucleotides. The record is from the annotation of a GenBank genome assembly. Lineage: Eukaryota; Fungi; Glomeromycota; Glomeromycetes; Diversisporales; Gigasporaceae.
AACAUAAGUUAUCUAAAUGGAUAGAAGAUGAAAAAGGCACAAAUUGGACACAGGGACUUCCAUUAGCAACACAUGCAAUGAAUACUGAAAUAUCUUCUAACAUAAUUAAUGAAGAAGAAUUAUCUGAUAGAAUAAUUCUUGAAGCUAAUUAUGAAGCUUAUAACAAUAGUCAAUUAAAUCAAAAUAAUGAAUCUGAACAAAUUAUUGAAUCUGAACAAAGUAUUCAAUCUGAACAAAGCAUUGAAAGCAUCAUUGAAUCUGACCAAAAUAUUGAGUUUGAACAAAGUGUUGAAUUAUGUCAAAACAUUACAUUAAAUCAAAGUGUUGAGUUGAAUCAAAGUACUGAACAAAAUCAUACUAUCGAAUCAAAUAAUCAAUAUAUUAAAUUAAAUCAAACAAAUGAAUGA